CCUGUGCCCAGUGAAACGCUUUUCGCCCAGUUGGAGUGGCGCUGGACGUGUCCCAUCAAUAUCCCUCGAUCUUUUAACCAGUGCGCAUUUGAAUAUUUUCUGGACUUUUUAAAAUUUUUAUAUCGUUUUGGCGUGGACAUGGCACAUUUUUAAAGAGGGCUAAUGAGAGUAGAGACGUAGUUAUCUUACUAGCUAGGUGUUUAGUUAGGUAACUAGUGGAAGCUAGCUUAGCCACAUGGUGUACAUGUCCAGAACUGUCAUGCGACGUGGUUGUUGGGCCGAUGCGUUGCGAUUUCUUUCGGGCAUGGAUUACACAUUUACACAAGGGUUUUACCCGGUUUAUUUUAACUCUGGGCAACCCAGUUCAACUUUGUCUUAACGUCGCAGGCUGAGGUUCGUAUGGUCAAGUGUUGAAGUUUACGUUGUUCUUCAUGAGCACGGUGGUAGUCUACCAAAAGAGGUGAAGUAUGAAUCUCAACACCCAAGUGAAGGGACAGCCAUGGGUGCUAGUGGAACCAAUAGCACCCCAUCGACACCAAAAAGAGACCAAAGACCAUUGUUGUCACACACUGUUUAAUAUCAGACAAAACCUCGGACUGUGCCGAGUGGAGAGGCUCAUCCUGUCCAAUGACCUGAGCGACGUCCGCGCCUUUUUCCAGCACCUCGUCACCACACAGAUAAUCGCCAAAGCAGGAGAAGCCUUACCGGUAUGCAAAUGAAGGAGCCAAAUGAACGUCUCGCUCACCGAAGAGAUUCGUUUUCCGUUCACCUAAAAAGAGUUGUUCGUUAGCAACGACCAAUCACUAGGCUGGAUGAGUCGUUUUUAGCGAAUACUGGCAAGUCUCAACAUGGGCUUGGAAUCCUAGGACAAACCAAACGAGAUGUUUUGAUUUAUUUGUUUUCCGAUGAGGUACAUGGUCAUAUACCUACGUUGAUUAAUGAAUGGCAAAGGGAUAUAGGAGGGUGACUUUUUAGUCACUUCUACACUUUUUAUAAACUAAGCCAAAAGACUCUUUAACAGCUUCUACGCCCAAGCCAUAAGACUGCUGAACAAUUAAUCAAGUGGCCACCCGGACUAUUUACAAUUAAGGUCACUAAUUAGUAAAUAACUCCGCUCACUUGGUUGCGCUCUCCGAUCUCAGGAAGUGAUGCUGCUACACUACUCUGGUGUGGUGCAGUCAUUUGGAAUUCAAUGGGUUUGUCUGUGUUUUGAGUGAAUCAUGUCCCUAAGGCCAUUGCUGAUAAACCAGUCUUACUGCAGAGCCUGUGCUCAAAUGGUGUAACACUGAACAAAAAAAAUAAAUAAACGCAAAAUAUAAAGUGUUGGUCACAUGUUUCACGAGCUGAAAUAAGAUUCCAGAAAGGUUCUGUACACACAAAAAGCGUAUUUCUCUCAUUGUGAACAUUUGUUUACAUCCCUGUCAGUGGGCAUUUCUCCUUUGCCAAGAUAAUCCAUUCACCUGACAUGCGUGGCAUAUCAAGAAGCUGAUUUAAACAGCCAUGAUCAUUACACAGCUGCACCUUGUGCUGGGGACAAUAAAAGGUCACUCUAGAAUGUGCAUUUUAGUCACACAACACGAUGUCACAAGUUUUUAGGGAGUGCAAUUUACAUGCUGACUGCAGGAAUGUCCACCAGAGCUGUUGCCAGAGAAUUUCAUGUUCAUUUCUCUACCCAUCUCGUUUUAGAGAAUGUGGCAUUAAGUCCAACCAGUCUCACAAUCGCAUACCAUGUGUAACCACGACCUCCACAUCCGGCUUCUUCACCUGUGGGAUCGUCUGACACCAGACACCCGAACAGCUAAUGACUGGGUUUGAACAUCCAAAGAAUUUCUGCACCAACUGUCAAAAACGGUCUCAGGGAAGUUCAUCUGCGUGCUCGUCGUCCUCACCAGGGUCUUGACCUGACUGCAGUUCGCCGUCGUAACUGAAUUCAGUGGGCAAAUGAUCAUCCUUCGAUGGCCACUGGCACGCUGGAGAAGUGUGCUCUUCACGGAUGAAUCCCGGUUUCAACUGUCCCGGGCAGAUGGCAGCCAGCGUGUAUGGCGUUGUGUGGGCGAGUCGUUUGCUGAUGUCAACGUUGUGAACAGAGUUCCCCAUGGUGGGGGUGGGGUUAUGGGCAGGUAUAAGCCACGGACAACGAACACAAUUGCGUUUUAUUGAUUUAGCAGUUUGAAUGCACAGAGAUACCGUAACGAGAUUAUUGUACCAUUUCAUUCGCCGCCAUCACUCCAUGUUUCAGCAUGAUAAUGCACGGCCCCGUGUCGCAAGGAUCUGAACACAAUUCCUGGAAGCUAAAAAUGUCCCAGUUAUUCCAUGUCUGGUGAGUAUGCAGGCCAUGUCACCCAUUGAGCAUGUUUGGGAUGCCCUGGAUCAAUGUGUACGACAGCAUAUUCCAGUUCCCGCCAAUAUCCAGUAACUAAACACAGCCAUUUGAAGAGGAUUGUGGCCUGUGGAAUGUUGUCCCACUCAACAGCCUGAUCCAACUCUAUGUGAAGGAGAUGUCGUGCUGAAUGAGGCAAAUGGUGGUCACACCAGAUACUGACUGGUUUCUGGUGCAUGUAUAUCUGUAUUCCCAGUCAUGUGAAAUCCAUAGAUUAGAGCCUCAUGAAUUUCUUUCAAUUGACUUAUUUUCCUUUUUAUAUGAACAGUAACUCAGUAAAAUCGUUGACGUUGUUACGUUUUUAUAUUGUUGUGUGAAAUUGUUAAAAGCUAAAUGUUAAAUUAGAAAACAAAUACUAUUUGAACCGAGGGCUGUCUGUUUCACUGUGAUGAUAAACACUGUUGUCUCACUGCCGUAAAUGCUGAUGCGAUGUCUGUCUUUCUGUAAUGUCUGGUUCUCCAGGUGGUGGGGAGAAAGGCUGCGUCACCAGAGGCCCACCUUUUGGCCCUGCUCAGCCCCAGAGACCGCCUUGGACACCUGCCUGUCUAACUCCCUCAGACCGCACCACACCCAGGACAGACUAGCCACGUCUGCUGCUGGUGGAGACAAACAGGUCGAUAUAUCUAUCAGGCAGUUUCACCAGUCAGACCCGGACAGAGCGCCUCUCUCUCUCUCCGGUUGGUCGACAGAGCGCCUCUCUCUCUCUCCGGUUGGUCGACAGAGCGCCUCUCUCUCUCCGGUUGGUCGACAGAGCGCCUCUCUCUCUCUCCGGUUGGUCGACAGAGCGCCUCUCUCUCUCUCCGGUUGGUCGACAGAGCACCUCUCUCUCUCUCCGGUUGGUCGACAGAGACCGUUUGGCCACAAGCUGCUACUACACCCAGUGGGAUGUGCCGUCUGACCCGGGGACACCGAGGGUUACCACACUUACACCACAGAAACAGACCAAGAACUCGCAGCCCACUACACUUCAUAGGAGUUCAGUAGUCGCAGCCCACUACACCACUGGGGAAGUUUGGUAGUUGUCCAUCCCAGCCCACUAUACAUCAUAGGGAACUUAGUUUAGUAGUUUCCUCCCCCAGCCCACUACCAGCAACAGCCGGUAGGAGACGGCUCUGAAGGCCCUGUAGGAGACGGCUCUGACAGGCCACUCAGUAGUAGUAGUUCACAACCCCCCCCGAGUCCCUUUUUACGCUAGCAGUUAACUAGUUCCAAACCCUACACUGUUAGUAGUUUAACGCCCUUGACAACGGUAGGUUUGGACUCUUACCUCAGCGGUCAUUUUGAGAACGGUGGUGGUAGCCUAGAAGAGGCCUCAGGAUUAUUUUAUUUUUUGGGGAUCUCAGGAACCUGUGGAGGCCUCAAUGAGAGCAGCUAUUGUCCCCAUCUCUGCCUCAGAGGAACUCUCCUUCCUAACCUCCUCACAACCUAAACGGAAGAAGUCUGACACGGGUCUCUGAUCUCAGUAUUGGUGGAUGCAGCUUCACCUCAAACUGUUCCUUUUCAAACCAGAUGAUGGAUGAAACUAUGGCAACUGUAUCCAGUGAGGAGGGAGGCGUAUCCAAGGGUGAAUAUGAAGUUUGCCGAACCCUUGGAAAGCCAGAGGCUGUCUUUUCUUCUGGAAAAGGCCGCCUCUAGGGAAGCCCUGAUGUGGAAGGUGUACGUGCCCAAAAAGCCAUCGCCCGGCAGUCAGGAUACAGACAUCUCCCCUGCCCAGCGUGAUGAGACUGUGUGCUGGCUCAUUAACCUCCACAGUGACACCAAGCUCUAUCCAGAGACCCUCUCCCUAGCCAUCAGUAUUUUGGACAGGUUUUUAGGCACUAUAAAGGCCCGUCCAAAGUACCUCCGCUGCAUCGCCAUCGCCUCUUACUUCCUGGCUGCCAAAACCAGCGAGGAGGACGAGCGUGUGCCGUUGCUGUGUGACUUGGCCAGCAGCAGCAGAUGUGGCUGCUCCCCAUCAGAGAUACUGAGAAUGGAGAGGAUCAUUCUGGAUAAACUGAACUGGGACCUGCACGCUGCCACACCGCUGGAAUUUCUACACAUUUUCCAUGCCAUGGUGCUGUCCUGCAAGCCACGGUUCAUGGUGGGUCUGGUGGGGUGUAACCCGUCGCAGCACCUGUCGGUGUUGACCCAGCAGCUGCACUACUGCCUGGCCGACAGCGCCCUGCUACAGCCCCUCUCCCGGGGAUCCAUGCUGGCGCUGGCCCUCGUCACCCUGGAGCUGGAGAAUAUCUGCCCUGACUGGCUGGCUCUCACGAUCAACCUGCUCAGGAAAACACAGAUUGACAGUUCUCAGCUGAUCCGAUGUCGAGAGCUGGUGUCACGUCACCUGUCCACACAGGAAGCUUCCCUGCCUCCCAACACUGUGUACAUCUACCAGUCCCUACACCACAGUCUGGACCCGGAUCCCUGCACCCGGGGAAGAGAGUCCAACACCAGGCUCCCCUCCCCGGACACAGACCCACCGGCGCCAUUCACGGCCCCUAGGGACAGGAGCCUCUCCUGGGUCUCCUCUACCACCCUGCUCCAGGUCCAUGGACCAGCCAAACCCAGCCACCACUCCCACCAAGUCUCCCUGCGCUGCAAGCAGUCAGCCAAGCGCAAGGUGGAGGAGAUGGAGGUCGACGAAUUCUACGAGGGGAUCAAACGACUCUACAACGAAGAGAACGGGGGCGCUCCGGAAGGGACGGCGGUAACGGGGGAGGAGCCUCUAGAGGAGAGUCCUGUCCUGUUGGUCAGGCGGGAUGGCCACACCUCCCCCUGCCCCCCUCUCCAACCCGUCGGUGUCUCAUAGAGAAGAAGAGGAUGAAACCAAGGCCUUCUCUUCCUCUCUACCUGAGCUGCAAGGAAAAUACGUCUCAGUAUUCAAUCUGUCAUGGCAUUUAUCCACCAACCCCAGGCCUCGAUUGAGCACAAAAAAGUCACCAAAAAAAUAUGCUAUUUCAUAACUAUUUGUUGAGCACAAAUAUAAAAUGAUAAAAAAAAUAUAUAAUAUAAUGAUAUAGAUAAAGGAAUAAUCUUGUCCUUCAAAAAAAAGGUCAAAUUACUACUUCUCUCUGUGAUGAUAUUUCUCUAAUGUAAGGUCGUGUCAUCUUAUUUCUGUUGUUGACCCUAACUAAUCUUAAGUUUCAAUCAGUAUAUUUAUUUUCUUUACCUUCCUCUAUUUCCUGAAGAAGAAAAAACUCAUUCUCAGCAUGUUGUCUUUAACCCCUCACAAAACAUGUCACUUUAGAGUUUGACUGUAAAAGCGUGUAGAACUAUGUUAACCUCAAGUACUGAAUGGUUGUUUCAAAGGGCUUAUUACGUUUUAAUCAUCUUAAAUAUCCCCUUUCCAUAACUUUCCUGUCUUUGUCCCGUCACAGUGUGCUGUAGUAGUUUAACCAAAGAACGAACGUUACAAGCUACUGUCAUUAAUGAUGAUGCAGAAGUGAAUCAAUUUACCCAAUGAAGCAAUAUGUUUUAAGAUAAACAGCUUUGUUAAAAAGAGGGAUUUGUUUGAAGUGGCACCCUAUACCCUACAUAGUGCACUACUUUUUAUUAUAGGUCUAUGGGGGGGAAUAGGGUGACAUUUCAGAUCCAAUCAAGAAGAGGGUUUGAAGAUGUAGCUACCAUAAUUCACCUGAUCUUUGCUGUUCAGAAACAACAUGCUGUUUUUUGUUUGUUAUUUGCCAAAAGGCUCUUGCUCUGGGGUGCUGGUAACUGCCGAUGUACUGCUGACAACUUGUGGCACCAAUAAAAACAAGUGAAAUAA
This is a messenger RNA of Salvelinus fontinalis (brook trout), 6128 nucleotides long. Its product is annotated as cyclin-I-like. Gene Ontology annotation, cellular component: cyclin-dependent protein kinase holoenzyme complex; cytoplasm; nucleus. The record is from RefSeq and is a predicted model, not a curated record. Bases 3897 to 5171 code for a protein of 424 amino acids. Gene Ontology annotation, biological process: mitotic cell cycle phase transition; regulation of cyclin-dependent protein serine/threonine kinase activity. The transcript has 12 exons. Lineage: Eukaryota; Metazoa; Chordata; Actinopteri; Salmoniformes; Salmonidae. Gene Ontology annotation, molecular function: cyclin-dependent protein serine/threonine kinase regulator activity.